AUGCAGUCGACCCCGGCCCCCCUGGCCGGCGCCGCCGUGGUGUGCCGCUGCUCAAAGCUGCACCUGGCGGCGCUGCCGCACAUCACCGAGGCCAUCAGCGGCUUCCUGGACUGCUCCGUGCACUGGUCGCUGCCCGCGGCCUGCGGCUUCGCCUUCGAGCGCGGCGCGCUGCGGCUCGUGCAGCGCCAGGACCCGUCCUUCCGCCAGCAGCAGUUCACGCUGGGCAUGGCGCGCGCGGCCGCCAGAGGGGACCUGGGCGUCAUGCGGUGGCUCGUGAGCCAGUUCCCGGGCUGCUACGUCACGCGCGCGGUGGAGGAGGCCGCCAAGCACGGCCAGCUCCAAGUGCUGCAGUGGCUGCAGCGCAGCAGUCGCGUGGGCCACAUCCGCGACGAGGGCGGCGGGCUCGCCGUGUUCUGGGGCGCCAAGGAGCUCUUCUACGCGGGGCAGAACGGCCACCUGGCCGUGGUCGAGUGGCUGCAGGAGCACACGCACCCGACGCCCACGCACAUGUUCUUCGUGACGCUGGAGGAGGCCGCAAGGAGCGGAGACCUGCCCAUGGUCAAGUGGCUCUGCGACGUGCGCGGCGAGUGGUCGCCCUACGCGGCGGUGCUGGCCGCGAGUGGCGGCCACUUGCACGUGCUCAAGUGGCUCAGGGGCAACAUCUUCAGCUCGUCGCCCUCGGCCUCGAUGGACGACGCAGCGGCCAAUGGACACUUUGAGGUGCUCAAGUGGAUGCAGACCAAUGGAGGGUACGCCACCCCCGCGGCCAUGAACAAGGCGGCGGGGAACGGCCACCUGGAGAUUGUCAAGUGGCUACAUAAGACAAGGAAGGAAGGGUGCACCCCGGCGGCAAUGGACACGGCCGCAGCUAAUGGGCACAUUCAGAUUGUGCAAUGGCUACAGAUGCACCGGCGUGAAGGCUGCACCAAGUCGGCGAUGGACGAGGCGGCCACACACGGUCAUUUGAGUAUUGUACAAUGGCUACACCAGAAGAGGAAGGAGGGAUGCACCACCCGCGCAAUGGACGGCGCUGCUAUGAACGGACACUUGGCGGUGGUGGAAUGGCUGCAUCGACAUCGGAAAGAAGGCUGCACGACGGCCGCGAUGGACGGCGCGGCACGCGCGAACCAUCUCAAGGUAGUGCAAUGGCUGCAGAAAAACCGGAAAGAAGGCUGCACCCUUGCGGCGAUGAACUUGGCGGCUCGUAAUGGACACCUGGAAGUCGUGCAAUGGCUACAUCGCAAUCGAAAGGAGGGAUGCACGUCGGACGCGAUGGAUCAAGCGGCAGCUCAUGGUCACUUGCGUGUCGUGCAAUGGCUUCACGGGAACCGCAGAGAGGGGUGCACGGCUAAUGCAAUGGAUCGUGCUGCUGCCGCAGGUCAUCUGGACGUGGUGCAGUGGCUUCACAAGCACCGAACGGAGGGCUGUACGGUAGCAGCGAUGGACAAUGCGGCAGGCAGAGGCCAUCUGAUGGUGGUGCAGUGGCUACAUGCCAACCGUAAUGAAGGUUGCACAGUUGCUGCGAUGGAUCGAGCUUCAGGGAACGGCCACUUCGCGGUUUUGCUGUUUCUGCAAGGUGAGCGGACGGAAGGCUGCUCGUCCAAGGCAUUUGUGAACGCGACGUCAGCGGAUGAGCUGGAGAUUUUGCAGUGGCUGUUCGAGCACUAUCGCGGCCAGUUCGGGCACGACCGUCUGCAGCUCUUCGCUGUAGGCAAGUUUUACACUCUCCAGUGGCUCAAGCAAGAGUCCAUCCUUGAAGACCUGCCCGAGAGUGAGCGCCACUUUGAUUAA
This is a messenger RNA of Phytophthora sojae, 1791 nucleotides long. RefSeq lists its product as hypothetical. Gene Ontology annotation, molecular function: protein binding. The transcript has 2 exons. The coding region runs from base 1 to 1791 and encodes 596 amino acids. Lineage: Eukaryota; Oomycota; Peronosporomycetes; Peronosporales; Peronosporaceae. The record is from RefSeq and is a predicted model, not a curated record.